AACGGGUAUCAGAUAGUCGGGGAACUCGACUAUAGCGUUCUCUCUUGUUAUAUUACCUAUUUAGGCUGUGAAACAAGUCAGUCGGCAGAUGAAUUGUAAUCCGCUUUCAUGAUUCUAUUUAUUGCUUAAUUAAAUGCAGCAUACGGGGAAGUACAUUAUACGCUUUGAAGAUAAGGUAUCUGAUUCAGAAAAUAUAGAUUGCAACCUAAGAUAGUGAAAGAUGACCCCUUCAAAUCAACACCAUAUGCACCACAUCUAAACCUUCUCCCAUCAGAAGAUGACAGUCCGAGCUAACUGCUAAAUGCUUGUAGACAACUCCUAUGAUUAUCAGCGACCGGCCAGACCAAACGUAGCCAGACUUGGCAUACUCUUGCAAUGGGAGUGCUCCGUCCACAGACAGCACCCAUGCCAUAUCAACCAUAGCAGCUGGCACAACUGGGCCAUAAACUAUAACUACGAGUAUAAGUAUAUACUAUAUAGCCUCGCAAUCCGCCGAGAGAGCCGUGUUAUGAAGUGCGGAUCGAGAGAUCGUGCUUAUCGGCGGGUAUUAUGCCAAAACCGUGAUAAUGUUCUCCACCGGAGCGCAGAAGCAACAACAAUGCAAAUAUAUUCAUUGAGGGGAACAAUAAAAUUUUAUUGACCACAAAUCGAACCAGAUUGUGGAGUGGGUCGGCACAAAAACAAACAGGCAAGCAAACAAACGAACACCUAAAGACCUGUUUCGGCUUUUUUGGGGUGGUUCUUGAAGGCCGCGUUCUGGUUUUGUAUUAAAGUGCCCCCCAAGCUAGCUUUAGGCUCAGUCUUCUUAAGCCAAGAUGCGGAUGCUAAACUAUCUGAACUAUAUUUGUAUCGCAGUGAUUGGUUUCGCGACCUGUGAGGUUUCGCGACAAAAGCUUGAGGAAAUUGCAAUUGAGAGUUUGGAUUGCCGCGAAAAUACGUGCACGAAUUUGAAAUACCCUUUGGCUGCAGAAGUGGCCUACUUCUCAGAAAAAGUGACUAAACAUUUGAGGAACUACGAAUCUCUCAUUCUUCAUAGUUCCCAUUUGGCCAAUUUGCCGAGAAAACUCUUUCUAAAACUUCCUCAACUUGUGGCAUUCCAUGUAUUGGAGUGCGAGCUUCAACAAGUUGAUCGAGAAUGUUUUGAGGGUGCCAAAAACUUGAGAAGAUUGAAUUUUGGGGGAAAUGCCCUCCGAGUUCUGGAUAGCAACACUUUUGAAUUGGCCACCCAACUGGAGGAACUCAACUUAUCAGACAAUCAAAUAGAGGAUCUGCCCACCACCAUAUUUCGGCCCCUAAAGAACCUUCAAAGGAUCAACUUAUCUAACAAUCGGUUGAUGACUAUAUCCCAGUACAUCUUCUCACAACUAGGAUCUCUUAAUUCCAUAAAUCUGGACAGUAAUCAGUUGAGUGAACUGCCUGACGAACUUUUCAGAGAUCAGCGAAAACAUUUGUCAGAUUUUUCAGCCAGAAACAAUCAACUCGAGCGGAUUCCUUUUAAUAUGUUUAGUAAGAUUGCUCAUCUCUCGCUCUCAUUCAAUCGCCAACUCAGAAGUCUUCAUCUAUCAGCUGAAAUCAAUGAGCUGGAGGCCACCAAUUGUGGUCUCGAAUCAGUGAAGUUGGAUGGACGGGUGGUUGGUGUCCAACUGGAGACUAACCUGAAUCUGAAUGAGUUGAAGAUUUCCCAGCCCCAGGAUCUCGAGCAUCUCUAUCUGUACAAACUUGACUUCCUGUCGAAGGCCACUAAACUAGUUGACUUGGAUGUAACGGGCAUUGUAAAUCUUGCGGACUUGCCAAAAAUUACCUCAGCCAAGGGAUUGGAAAGAUUGAGCUUUACCUACGACAACUUGACUUCGGAUCACAUGGAGAUGCUGCCGCAUCUGAAGGAUCUCAACUAUUUGGAGAUCAGCCACGAAGAGGGAAGGGAGAUCUUUAUUAAGGAUCUGGACGAGGACUUCUUUGUUGAGGAAUCGGAACUUAACUGCGGUCAGUUGGCGGAUCUGUUGGAGUUCGAACUGCCCAAGGAUACAGCCAUCUUGGAAGAUCGACUAGUUGGAGAUCCUCGGGGGCCAAUGAGAUGUGGAAUGUCAUAGAGUUUAAGGUUUUCAAGGGAAAAUAGUUUUAAAUGCGCAGUUAAUUAUGAAAAAAGUAUAUAACUGCGUAAAUCUUUUAUAAAAAGGAAAAUGGUUCAAUUUGCCAUUUCUUUGUUUGACUUAUAUUUUCAUACAACUACAACCACUUGCCACUACUUAAGGGACAAUAGAACAAGUACUCAUAAUUCAUCUUCAUUAAAAUUAAUUAAAAAGUGUAAAUUCUGCAUACUGUUUACAAAUCAUUAAUCAGCGCCUUACAAAAAGAGAUAUUUUUGCUUUAACUUUUACGCCUGUCUUUGCAAUUGUUUUCGGUUUACAGGCAUUGCAACCAUUGUUUAAAACCGAUUUGUCAAUUCACAAACACUUGUGAUCGCUGAUCUCGAACUUCAAUAGCUGGUUUAGCGUUUUUUAAUUGGUGUCAGUGGAGCGCACAGAUCUUGUCAUCUGCGAUCUGCGAUCUAUGAUCAGCGGUCAGCGAUCAUCGAUUAGCGAUCACUCGAUUGGCCACCGACCAGUUUCCCAGACGAAGGUGCUUAUAUCUGUCUCAAUUUAUUAGCUCAUGUUGGACUACACAGGUGCAGUGGACUACGACUAUGGUGCAGAGAUCGCUGGAGAUCGUCAUUUGAGGGAUUAGUAGCGCUCCCGGUGCUCCAUUUUGAGAUGGGGAGCUGGAUGGGUGGCGGGAUUCGUGCCGGGAAUUAGAGUAUUGGGCACCUGAACAGGGUGCGCAGUAGUAGAUUGCUUUGGAUUCGCUGGAGGCAAGGGCUCCUUUGUGCUGGCCACAUCGUCUACCUUGUUGUUCUCCUUGAGGAUACUGGUUAUGUCCAAACUGUCGGACUUGUGGUAGAAAAGGUAGGCGGAAAACAUGAGGCCAACCAGGGAGAAAGUUAUUAGGGACCAGCGCAAGACAGAGUUGAUUUUGAGGCCC
This is a messenger RNA of Drosophila yakuba, 3018 nucleotides long. RefSeq names its product protein toll. Lineage: Eukaryota; Metazoa; Arthropoda; Insecta; Diptera; Drosophilidae. The record is from RefSeq and is a predicted model, not a curated record. Gene Ontology annotation, cellular component: extracellular matrix. Gene Ontology annotation, molecular function: protein binding.